Messenger RNA from Anopheles cruzii, 786 nucleotides. RefSeq names its product cilia- and flagella-associated protein 20-like. The record is from RefSeq and is a predicted model, not a curated record. Gene Ontology annotation, biological process: cilium assembly; regulation of cilium beat frequency involved in ciliary motility; positive regulation of cell motility. Lineage: Eukaryota; Metazoa; Arthropoda; Insecta; Diptera; Culicidae. Gene Ontology annotation, cellular component: motile cilium; ciliary basal body. Bases 1 to 786 code for a protein of 261 amino acids. The transcript is spliced from 2 exons.
AUGUUUCGGCAUAGCUUUCAGCAUAGAUUUGUUACGGUGUACAGCAGUGCCGGAAGCAAACCGCUGACCAUCUGGGACGUGCAUACGAAAAAUGGACACACCAGGCGUUUGACCGACGAAGAUCUCAACUCACUGGUCUUCGAGCUGAUCGGCGUCAAUGUGGCCACGACCUUCAUGGUAGCGCCCUGCGCCCCGUGUCCGUCACUUAGUAUCAAACUUCCGUUUUUGGUAAUGUUGUUGAAAAAUUUGAAAAAGUUCUUCUCCUUUGAGAUUACGAUCCUUGACGACCGCCAAUCGCUUCGUAGGCUCCGCUUGUCGAACUAUCAAAGCGAAACCCGGGUGCAUUGCUUUGGCAUUGCGAUGCCUCUAUCGCUGGAACCCAACUGGAACGAUGUUCGGUUGAAUCUGGCAGAUUUGACUCGACGCGCCUAUGGAACGAACUAUGUUGAAGCGGUUCGCAUCCAGAUUCAUGCCAACGUGCGAAUCAAAUGUAUUUACUUCAGCGACCAAUUGUACACGAACGAGGAAACGCCAGCCGACUUACGCCUCGUGCGACCGUUAAAACCGUCUCGAGCUCAUCAUCCUAGGACCAAAAUGGGCAAAAUUCCAGACGAACCUAUUGAAAUGGUCCGACCUCCUAGCCCUGAGCUUCAGCGGGAACCUGAGAAUAUUGCGACUGAACCGGAAGCCAUACGUCCUCCAACACCCGAGGUUACUCCUCCGACCGCUGAGACUGCGGCACCAACUGAAACCGUUGAAACGGCAGAAAUAGCGGAAACUGCAUGA